AUGGCCCAGCGGAUGCUCCCCGAUUGUCGCCCUCGACAAACAAAAGCAACCGUAGACUUUUUGAAGCGGUUUACCGACCAAGAAGCACAACGUCGGAUCGCGAACCAGCCGAAGCCGUUCUCGGCUGAGGAGCAUGCCGACCUGCGCAAGCAGCUUAAGAGCGUCAACUUCAUCAAGCCGAGAUAUGCAGACGAAACCGAGAUCAAUAUCGCGGUCGUAUGCAGGAAAUGGAAACGUUACUGUCAAGAGCAGAAGCUCGGUGAGUGGCAAGCGGCCUUGGAAAACGUAACUCGCGAGACAAUGAUGAGCUUCUUUCUCCGGAUCAGCGAGUGGUCGAUAGGGAAAAUCAAAUCAUGGGGUACGACGCAGGUAUAUAUCCGGCAGUUUCAGCAGCUAUACACCACCGUCGCCGGUCGCUACAUGGACAGGAAUGAUGCGAAAGAGCUCUACAAGGUAUCUACCAAUUGCGGCAGUCGACAGUUCCACAAUGAUGCUGACAUGGGCUGGGCUAGUUCCACCACACGAUCCUGA
Messenger RNA from Colletotrichum orchidophilum, 531 nucleotides. Its product is annotated as FluG domain-containing protein. The record is from RefSeq and is a predicted model, not a curated record. The coding region runs from base 1 to 531 and encodes 176 amino acids. The transcript has 2 exons. NCBI's taxonomy places the organism in Eukaryota, Fungi, Ascomycota, Sordariomycetes, Glomerellales, Glomerellaceae.